Messenger RNA from Penicillium taxi, 1050 nucleotides. RefSeq names its product putative aldo-keto reductase (AKR). Gene Ontology annotation, cellular component: cytosol. The record is from RefSeq and is a predicted model, not a curated record. The annotation marks the transcript as partial. Gene Ontology annotation, molecular function: aldose reductase (NADPH) activity. Lineage: Eukaryota; Fungi; Ascomycota; Eurotiomycetes; Eurotiales; Aspergillaceae. The transcript has 2 exons.
AAGGGUUGCAACCCCGCAACUUCCAACCUCCAAACUUCCAUCAACUUCCAGCCGUCUACUCUGUACCAAAUUCCAAAAAUUGAGAUAGAAUUGACAAUGGUUCCCGCACUGGACAGUAUGUGGGAAAAGUAUUGCCUACGACUCACUGGGUCCACUCCAACCUUCAUUCCAGUUUUUCUCUACGGCACAGCUUGGAAGAAAGAUCGGACAACUGAUCUCGUCUACAAUGCGAUUAAGAACGGCUUCCGCGGUGUGGACACGGCAGCACAACCUCGCCAUUAUAAAGAGCCCCAGGUGGGCGAUGGAAUCCGUAGAGCUAUUACUGGCGGGAUCACACGCCGAGAGGAUUUAUAUUUGCAAACAAAAUUUAGCCCCAUCUCGGCCCAGGACCUGGAUGAUAUGCCAUAUGAUCCUAAUACGUCAGUGACAGAGCAAGUCCAUGCUUCAAUCAGAUCAUCUUUGCACAACCUCCGUCCAUUAGAUGACCCUGGCAGCGUGGAUGGUGCAUAUAUUGAUACUGUCGUCAUCCACUCACCCCUUCCAACAAUUGAGCUCACUUUGGAGGCAUGGCGCGCACUAGAGAUCUAUGUGCCGCAUCAAAUCCGAAACUUGGGGAUUUCUAACUGUGAUUUGUCCGUGCUUCGUGAGCUAUGUACCUCCCCACAAGUGACUGUCCAGCCCGCCGUGGUGCAGAAUCGAUUCUACGUCGAUACCUUGUUUGAUACCGAUGUGCGGGCCUUUUGUCGUCAGAAUCAGAUAAUUUACCAGAGCUUCUGGACUUUGACAGCCAAUCCCGAGCUGGUUCGAAGUACACCCGUGCAGCAGCUCGCUGAUUCAGUUGGCAUCAGCCCUGCAUCGGCUUUUUACGCGCUUGUUAUAGGACUAGGAGGGAUCACGGUGUUAAACGGAACUAAGAAUGAAGUCCAUAUGGUGGAGGAUCUGGCCACGCCGUUGAAAGUGGAGGCGUUUACACGAGAGCACUCAGAGCAAUGGCAGGCACUGCUAGCAGAAUUCCAAGAAUCAAUUAGGGAGACUGAGCCAAGUAGCUAG